AUGCCUUUGGUCAAUCCUUUAGUCUCAUCAAAAAAUCCCAGACAAGCAGAACGUAAGCCGCUAUAUAGGGAAGCAAAUGAAAGUACUGUGCAUAUUAGACGUAGCGAUGAAAGUUUGUCUCUGGUUGAAUCGAGUUAUUUAUCUGGUAAAAGCAUUGAUAACAAUCCAGUGAUAUCAAAACGUGUUCAAGCAUUGGAUUCAUUUCGAGGACUUGCUAAUAAGGUGAUGAUAUUUGUCAACUAUGAUGGCGGUGGCUAUUGGUUUUUUCAUCAUGCAAGUAAGUCAUCUGAGAGAUUUUCCUUUGUACAGUUGACUAUAUAGUUCUUCAAUUUGGAAUGGAUGGAAUCUUGCUGAUGUUCCCUUUCCUUGGUUCGUAUGGCUGAUCGGAUUUGCGAUUGUUCUCUCAGAACGAUCAUUGCGCGCAAAAAAGUUCGAAAGCGAAGUAUUCUAUUAAAGAUUGUCGACGAACAGUCAUACUUUUCUUGCUUGGUAAAAAUAAGACUAUUGUUUGCUGUUCAACAUCGUCUUCUUCACAUUUAUGUUUCACUCGCAAUCGAGAUAGACCAAUGUUGGAAGAUAUUAAAAUCCUCGGUGUUCUCCAGCUAUUAGCCUUGUGUUAUUUUUUUACGCUCAUUUGAUUUCUGCAAGCAGAUUGAUCCAGGCAAAAAGCUCAUUGGAAUUGCUUUUCGUUUCAAGAAAGCAUUCGACACCGUUCCUCAUCAAAUAUUAUUAAAGAAAUUACCAGAGGCUAGUGCUACUGGUCCUUCGCAAGCUCUUUUUUUCAUACUUGACAAAGCCAAAUCAGCAAGUUUUAGUGUUGGCGAAAUCUUUUUGUCAAAUGUUCAUGCAGCAUGACGGAUGCCUUAAGACAUCCCUUAAGGCUUCUUUCGAAGCUCGGUCUUAGACCAGGUUUGCUGAUGAAUCUGAUGUUAAAAUAUAAAAGAAAUAUGACUUAAGUGUGAUACAAAUUAUAGCUACUAGAGCAGAGUAGAUUCAGUAUUACACUUUCUUGAAACGAAAAGCAAUUCCAAUGAGCUCUUUGCCUGGAUCAAUCUGCUCAUAAAUUAAAUUAGUUAUAUAUCAAUUAAUGCGCCAAUUGUAUCUGAUUAAGGGUUAAACCAAAUUGCUGAGAAGAAAAAUCGUUGUUUUUAUUUUAGAAAUCGAUAAAUGACGAUAAGGAAUUUCUUCAGACACUUUAUUAGGCGUGUAGCAACAAAUGUAAGUGUUAAAACUUUGGUCAAAAAAGAUACAUUUUACAUUUAAAAUGUUUCUUUUAUCAACUGCGCCAGAAUGCAUGAAGGACGCACGCUGUCUUUUUGCUUUUUUGUCUUUCCCUUCUGUGUAUAUUCUGUGCGCUGAAGAACACUUCUGACAUACAUUUAUAUACAGAAGGGAAAGAAAAGAUGGCGUGCGUGACGCAUAUAAGUGAACAGGUGAACGCGUAUAAAGUGAACAGGAAGAAAAUACAUCGUCUUGUAUAUAGUACUGUACUAUCGUGCGGCAUGAUUCAUGCUUCCCUAGUCGAACAUCUUGGAACCAAGAUCUUGACAUCUUAGAUUUUUUCGAAAAGAUCUUGGCAAGAUCUUUGGUACAAGAUGUCAAGAUAUUUUUGUUCCUAAGAUCUUGCCC
Messenger RNA from Didymodactylos carnosus, 1629 nucleotides. The record is from the annotation of a GenBank genome assembly. Lineage: Eukaryota; Metazoa; Rotifera; Eurotatoria; Philodinida; Philodinidae.